AUGGCACCGUCGGGACGGCGCGCCUCCAUGAGGAGUGUCCGCACCCUGCCCAUUGUGCACGAGGACGAUGACAUGGUUGUGGUGCCAACGCCCGAGUCAGCCGCCAUGUACCCAGUACGGCAAAAUCGGCAUUCGGGAAUUGUCACGGCAUUGCCGACAUUGCAGGCCAGCGACGGCGGCGAGGGUGCCGAAAGUAGCAGCGGAGGCAGUGCCGGCAGCGGUUCGGAUGAGGAGGCAGAUUCAUCACAAAGUCCCAGCCCCAGCCCCAGCCAGAGCCAAAAUUCCAGUCCGAGUCGAAGCGUCAACCGCACUCCGAGAGCAUAUAGGGCCGGCAGCAUUGGCUCCUACCAUAGCCAAGGCAGCCUUCGCAGCUACCAUUCACAACAUUCACAACGGCAACACCCAGCCCUCCCCGGCGGACCUCUUUCACAGGCCUACCACGGCCCCAACUACCCAUACGUCAACCCGGCCUGCAGCGAAAGCAGCGAGGAGAGCGGCAUCACGGACCGUAAGCUGGAGGAGCAGAUGGCCGGGACGGGCGGCGCAGGUGGACGCGGUCUGCCCAAGCGCGCACAAGACCGCCAGUGGUUUUCAAAGCGAGGCGGCUGGUGGCGGCUGAUCCUGACGCUGCUGCUGCUGGCCGUGAUUGCUGUCGGUCUCGGUGUCGGCCUCAAGUUUGGGCUCCAGCAGGCCAAUAACAACAACAGCAGUGGCGGCGAUGGCAAGGGUGGCGGGAAUGGCGACGGCGACGGCGCGGGCACAUCGACAUCACCACCGCCCACGCCGGCCACGCCGUCGGACCAGUUCCCUGCCGGGCGCUACUCGUUCACCGUGGCCCUCACCAAUGUCUCGACGGCGUGCACGACCAACGGGUUUGCCUUUGGCUGUGCGCCGUCGUCCAACAACGUCUUCUCGGCGUCCGGAUCGCCUGCCGCCCAGAACGCCUCGGCCGUCACCUUGGAAUGGACCAUUGCCGGCACCACCGGCGGCAGCACCAGCAGCGCGUCCGCCAUCACCAUGUACACCAUCUCUUCGUCGUCUUCGUCCUCGUCUUCGUCCUCGUCAUCGCCCUCCUUCUCCAGCAUCCACAUGACCCUCCUCGACACCGGCCUCGCCUCCGAGCGCCUCGUCUUCAACUUUUCCAUGGACCUCGCAUACGUCCCCACGAGCGAUCUCGUGGAUCACCAGACCAGCGCCGCCACCUGCUAUUUUAACCAGACCACCCUCCAAGCCACGCUCUGGACGCAGCGCCGUGCCACGUUCCCGCCCACCAUUGCAAACGUGCCGGCGCCGACCGAGGCCUCGACCUCCGCGUUUGUACCGUGGCCCUUUGCCGUCGAGAUUUCCCAAGUCCAACAAGGCGGCCCUGCGAUUCCGGACUGCGUCGACUACCACGGCAAUUCGCUGGGGGACUUCAGCGUCCCCGACGGUGGCGCGGCGGACGUGUGCGGCUGCUGGUACUCGAACAUGGUCGGUGGAGGAAGCAGCAACGGGACGUCGACAAGGUAG
Messenger RNA from Sporothrix brasiliensis 5110, 1509 nucleotides. RefSeq lists its product as uncharacterized. The record is from RefSeq and is a predicted model, not a curated record. The coding region runs from base 1 to 1509 and encodes 502 amino acids. NCBI's taxonomy places the organism in Eukaryota, Fungi, Ascomycota, Sordariomycetes, Ophiostomatales, Ophiostomataceae. The transcript has a single exon.